Messenger RNA from Daktulosphaira vitifoliae (grape phylloxera), 5202 nucleotides. Its product is annotated as Fanconi anemia group I protein-like. The coding region runs from base 288 to 4364 and encodes 1358 amino acids. The record is from RefSeq and is a predicted model, not a curated record. The transcript is spliced from 25 exons. Gene Ontology annotation, molecular function: DNA polymerase binding. NCBI's taxonomy places the organism in Eukaryota, Metazoa, Arthropoda, Insecta, Hemiptera, Phylloxeridae. Gene Ontology annotation, biological process: DNA repair.
CAUUUUUUUCCUUAAUGAAUUACACUAAAUUGCUUUGUACAUAAUCAUCAAAUAUCUUACCAUGGUAAAUAUAGUUAGUUAUCUCUAAUCGUGGUAAAUGUUCGUCUCUUAUCUAAAAAAAAUAUCGUUACGCCAUGAGCAUACCUCAUAAUUGAAAUUUUAAAUAGUUUAAAAGAGAAACAUAGUAUAACUAUUCUUGUUAAAUUAUUCGAAUAAAGUAAAUUUUAUAAUAAAUAUUAAAAUAUACAGUAUAAGUAGAAUAUCAACUAAGUUGCGUAAAACAAAAAAUGGGUAGUGCUAAAAUUGUAAAACUUAUUGAUUUAGCUAAUAAAAGGUUGAAUAGUAGUGAAGAUUUUGACGAGUUUCAAUCGUUUGCUCGCGAAGAGCUUGAUGUAAAAACUAUAUAUUCAUUAAUUGAUGAAAAAAUAGAUCAUCAAGAUGGGCCAAAAGUGUUAGAAUACAUAUUAGUUGGAUUAUCAGUAAUAACUGAUGCUCAACCAAUUGUAGAAAAAGUGUAUGAAUAUGUUUUAAAAGCUAUAAAUGCUGCAGAUAUUACAGAAAAAAUGAAAAUUUGUUUAAUAAGUCGCUUAUCUCUUGAGUUAAAUAAGUUAUCUACUGGUCAAUUAAUUAAAUUUAUUAAUAUGUGCAAGAAUGAUAUAGAAUCAUCAAAUGAAAAUAGCAUCCAUAUCUGGAAAGAAAUAAUGCCGCAAAUUUUAAAAAUUAUAUCGGAAGAAAAGAGUUUAAAAAUUGAAAGCUUAGAACUCAGUGGAGCUGAUUAUAAAGAAAUGAUAAUUAAAGACAUAUGUCAUUUUAAAGUAGAAUCAGAUAUCAUAGUACCUUUAGCUCUAAUGUUCAGAAGAACUCAAUUAAGUGAAAAGGAGCAUGAGUUAGUUAUAUUAAUGCUGUGUUCAUAUUUUGAACACUUGAAACCACAAGAAGUGCCAUCUUUAUUGCAACAAAUAUUACCAUUUUGUUCAAGUGGUGAUUUUUUAUAUCUUUUUUGUACUUUACGAAAAUAUUUUGAUGAUAAGUAUAUAAUUAAUAAAAGUAUUAAUGAUCAAAAUAGAUUUGAAAUAGAAGGAGCUGAUGUAAAUGAUAUGAUGGAAGCCGAAAGUACAGUUCUUUUUCUUUUAGAAGAUUUUGCCAAAGUCCAUGCUUCAUUUGUAAGCGAUGUGACUAAAUACAUAAAAAGUUGUAUAGGGGCUCCUAAUAUGGUGUUUGGACCAUUUAUGUUAGCAUUUUUACUGACCAUGUCUUGUUGUGGGCCAUAUGAAGUUCUUGUUAUUACCUUGAUAAAAAAAUUAGUUAUUCAGUCCUUAGAAGAAGAUGAAAAUAUCAAGCGUUCGUGUUGGUUGAAAAUUAAUUAUACAAAUAUUUAUGAUGUUUUUGAACAAUUUCAAAUAUUUAUAAAAAGCGAAAUAUCAAGCUAUGAAAAAGUAUUUAAAGGAUUAGUCAAUUUAGGGUUGUCAUUCCUUGGAACAACAUCAUCUGUAUUUAAAAAAAAUGUAGAAAUUGUUAAUAAAAUCCACCAGUUAGGAUUAUUUAUCAUUGUAGCAUUGGUUAACAAAAGAUCAUUUAUAACAAGUAGUGUGUUGCGAAGUUUGACAAAUUUUAUUGCUUCUAAUCCUACAUGCUGCCAAUAUUUAGAGUGUUUACAUAAACUAUGUAAAAACCAAAAAGCAAAUAUUGUUGAAAAUAAUGCUGAACUGUUAAGAUUAUUUAAAGAAAUUCCUGUUGGUUUAACUGAUAAAGUAACAUAUGCUGUUAUGCCUGUUUUAAAAGUGUCUACUUAUUUAAGGGAUAAUGUUAUAAUGAUUUUGAGAAAAGAGCUAAUGUCUAAAGAUUUUCAGUUAAGACAUAGUGCUGUUUCUGGUUUUAUUGAAAUAUUAUGUAGUGUUCGGCUAAAUGAUAUAACAGCUUUUAGUCAAAGUACAAAUAAUACUCAAGACUCAUGGCCAGGUCUUUUUACUCAGAUGGUUCUAGAUCGGAAUUCUGUUGAUAUUUAUUCAUCUAACAACUGUGGUCUUGAAGACUCAUCUGAUAACAAUAAAGCAAUUUGUUUAGAAAUUUUAGAUAUUCUUAAAACUUGUUUUUUCCAAAAAGCUGAAAUAAAACGUACAUUAUAUAGAGGUUUAAUAAAAGUGACAUGCCAUAAUGAAGAAUUAUGUGUCUGUGUUACUAGCUUGUUGUUGGAUCAUUUGAGCUCUUGGUGUAUUAAAGUCCAGAAUAAAAGAUCAUUGAAAUUUGACAAAGCAAUAACAGUUGGUAAAGAUGGAAAGUUAUUAAUUCAUGAACCAUUAGAUGAAUUAAUUAUCUUAGCUCAACAUUUAUUAAUGAAAAAUACUUCAUUUGAAAAUAAUGAUGCUCAUAUAAAUAGUGAAACAUUAAACAAUUUACUGAAUCAAUUGGUUGAGUUUUAUUGUGAUUGCAAUACUGAUGAAAUUAAAGUGAAUGAUAAUGACAGUCUGCUGGAUAUAAUAAGUAAUAUUGCGGAAUAUGCUGAUAUUAUCAAACAAGUUUUGUGUGUCUAUCAAUCAUUAAUUGCGUAUAUAAUAAACUCAUGGAUCAGACAAGAUCAAGAUAAAGAAUAUUCUGAAAAAUUACAAAAAUUAUUUUCAAAAUACAAUCAUAUUUUAGAUGCUAUUAAGGCUUGUGAUAAAACAAAUAAAAAAAAAGACAAUAAGGGAAACAAAAAAAUUAAAAGUGAAACAACUACUGAUUCCAAAUCUCAAAAAUUUAUAGAACCAAUUAUACAUUUAGAUUUUGAUGUGUUGUAUAAAUUUUUGUCUUUACUUUCUACUAAUACUAGUUGGUCAUCUCAGCAAACUGUUACAUUAUUGAAACAAAAUGGUAAACUUUGGGAAUUUGUUUUAAAACUUGUAUUGAAUCAUGUUUUUGAAAUGAAACAAUUACUUUCUCAGGAUAUUAAACCAAGAAACCUUUAUGAAAAUUUAUGUAAACUAACCAGAUUACUGUACAAUUAUUUUCUAUUUGAUUUACGUGAAAAAAUUAGACUUAAUCAGUGUACUGUUGAAUUAGGUAUAGAAUGUUACUUACAGAUAAUUACACUCGUUAAUUUUUAUUACAAAAAAUUGAAUACAUUUUUCAAAGAUUCUAACAAAGAUGAUACUGUUGAUUCAAGUGAAGAUCAAUCAGAACUUUUUAAUGUGUUGCGUAAUAUAAGGUCUCAUUUAGAUACUGUGUUAGAAGUUAAUCAGUUAGAUUCAUCAAUAAAUGGAGAUAAUGAAGAAGAUGCCAAUGAUUCAUUAGAUAAAAUUGAAAGUUAUUUAAUUAAAUGUAUAGCUAUCAUCUGCCAUGCUAUUGAUAGUAAUAAUCAAAAAGUUAAAAAUAUAUUAGUUUGGCUGUCUACCAUAAUUGAAAAAUAUUCAUUUUCAAACACUCCUAAUGCAAAAGAUUUUUUAACACUUACAAUUGAAUUGCAUUCUGCUUACCAAGAAGAUCCAAUAAUGCUAGCUGACAUAAUUAAGUAUUUAUGUAAUUCAUUUGGUCGAAUCAAUAAAUCUCAAAAAACUAAUGAAUCUCAGAUGAAAUUUUUAAGAAUCAUCACUGAAUAUAAUAAAACUACUUUGUGUUCAGUUUUAUGCCAGUGCUUAUGUAAUGAAUUGAAUCAUGUAUUAACAUGUCUGUCCAGAAUUAAAGCAGAAUUAUGUGCUUCAUUAAAAAAUAUUAAGAGUGUUUGUCAAGACCGAAUAAAAGCUAGAGAAAAAGCAGUAUGUCACCGAAUAAUACUAGUUAUAUUGGCAGCUAAUACUUUUACAAAAACUAAUAUACCUCUUGGUCAGUGUACUGAAUCAGUCUUUAUAUUAUUACAUCAAGUUUUCAAGACAGUUAAUAUAGUUAUUAAACAUUUUCAUAUGCGUUCUUCAUUUCAUGAGCCUAUUUAUAAACAAGCUUUACUAGAAAAGUUAUCACAAAUAAUCAAUGAAUUAUUUGCUCCAAAUGUUUCAAAAUUCAUUAUGUAUGUUGAGCAUGAUAGACCAUUAACAGAAAAAGAAAAAAAAUCAAAUCAACUAAAACAACAAACAAAACGUCAGGCUAGUUACAUUCCUAAGGUAGUAACUGAACUUGAACUUUUUAUCAACUUAAUCACUAAACUAGGGAAAAAAUGCAAAGACAAAAAUUUAAUAAAUAUUAAAUUAACAUCAAGCAGGGAUUUUAGACUCAAUAUACAAAAAGCUCAAGAAGUUCUCAGCAAACAAGAUAAUUCAGAAGAAAGUGAAGAAGAGACAGAUGAAAUUAAUCAAAAUAUUUCUCACCACCCUGAUAAUAGCGAACAACCUCCCCAAAAAAAACGAAAGUCUACCACAAAUACUUCAAUGUCUAUUGGCUCACCUGUUUAUUAGGUCUUAUUAAAAAUCAAAUCACUGUGAGAUUUUUUUUUUACAUAUAAACUUUAAAAUAAGAACAUAUUAAAUUUUAUAUCGAAUGUACAAAAACAGUAAAAUCUUUUAGGUUUAACUCUAAUCAUUUUUAUAAAGGUGAUUAUAGCAUUGUAUAUCAUUUGAUAUACACAAAAAUAUGUAUAAUUCUUGUUAGAGAUGAUAAAAAGGUUUUGUUCGUAUUUUUCUUGUUUAAAAAAUACAUGUUGAUGGCGGAAAAACGCAUAAAACGUUUAAUUUUAGAUAUUUUAGUACCAACAUUUUUUUAAUUAUAUUAUGUAAUUAGUUAUUGCUUUAAGACAUCAUCAUAUGAGGAGUGAGAAAUGAAUUUCAGUUUUAGAAUAUAACAGAAAAAUCCACUCGUGAUGUUCACUAAUUAUAGAAAAUAUUUCCUAAACUAUAACUUUAUUAUAUAAAAAUUUGCUAUCGCGACAAUUAAGAUAAUUUUUAUUCUUAACCUGUCAUAUGAGCGUAGUUAACACUUUUUUUUAGCUUCGAUGUGAAGCUGAGAAGGUUUAAUUUUACCAUGAUGUGUUUUUUUUGUGUGUGUCUAUUGCCACUUUCUUAAAGCUCUCACUGGACAGAUUUUGAUGAACAAUAUAUCAAAAAAUCAUAAAUUGUAUCUAGUUGAAGACAUUACCAUUAAAAAUUGAAAAAAUUACCCUCGUUCCCCGUAAAUGGCGGAAAUUUCAAAAAAAAAAUUACAAUUUAAAAAAUCGGUAAAUUUUGUCAUUUUUUUCACUUAUUUUUCUUAAAACUACCAUAACUUUAUCAAAAAUGAACAAAUCAACAUAUUUUUUUU